This is a messenger RNA of Salvia miltiorrhiza (redroot sage), 833 nucleotides long. Its product is annotated as protein PLANT CADMIUM RESISTANCE 2-like. The transcript has 4 exons. Lineage: Eukaryota; Viridiplantae; Streptophyta; Magnoliopsida; Lamiales; Lamiaceae. Bases 151 to 711 code for a protein of 186 amino acids. The record is from RefSeq and is a predicted model, not a curated record.
AAGAACAAGUAAGCGGGUCCCAUCACACAUUUUGGACGCGUUGCAGAGCAAAGAAUGAUCAACGCUGGUGGCUGACUCGUUCAACUCAACUCUCCCACCGCUUAUUUAUGUUCCAACCAUCCCAUCUCAUCCCCACUCUCUCAAUACAACAUGUACUCCUCCACCUCAACCGACUAUCAGAAAUUCUCCGACGUCACCGCCUCUCCGCCGCCUGACUCCGCCACUCCCACCGGGAUCCCCGUCAGCUCUUACUCGCCCGACAAGCCCCAGGCGCGACCUCCUCUUCCCCCCAAGCCUCAGGUCCCCUGGUCCACCGGCCUCUGCGAUUGCUUUUCCGAUUUCCGCAACUGUUGCUUGACGUGCUGGUGCCCAUGCAUUACGUUUGGCCAGAUCUCUGAGAUUGUCGACAAAGGAUCCAGCUCUUGUGCGCAGAAUGGAGCACUGUACACAUUGAUAGCAUGCGUGACGGGAUGCCCUUGCUUCUAUUCGUGUUUCUACCGCUCCAAAAUGAGGCAGCAAUACUCUCUCCACGAAUCUCCCUGCGGCGACUGCUUGCUUCACUGCUGCUGUGAAUCUUGUGCUCUCUGUCAAGAGUAUCGCGAGCUCAAGAAUCGUGGAUUCGACAUGUCCAUCGGAUGGCAUGGAAAUGUCGAGAGACAGAAUCGCGGGAUAGCCAUGGCUCCAACCGUUCAAGGAGGAAUGACCAGAUAAUUUCAUGUACUCAAUGUGUUUCUUAAAGCUUAUCAAUCUAUAUGUAAUGCUACUUUCACUUCAUCCAAAUCUUGUAUGUUUAAUUUAUGUAUUCUACACCAAUAAUUCAACUUUAUGCUUCC